CAUGAAACAAAUGCCCAUUGGAAAACAUUUUUGCGGAACAUAAGUCCAACGGAACAAAAGUACUGUGGCAGUGGCACGAGUAUUUUAUGGGACAAACGGAUUACAUUCGUAGCAGCCCGUUUAUUUUAUUCCGCAAAAGUAAAUAUUUAAGGUUAUGUAAUAAUUGUGCAUCUGAUUGUGAGAUACCUAACGAUAACAUUUUAAUAUUUAUUAAAUUUUAUUUAGUCAUGCACUUAUGUUCCAUGUAGUAUACUUGUUUUUGAUGUUAUGUGAAUAAUUUAAAAAAGUUAUUAUUUUCAAAUUUUCAGUAAUAGUCAAUUUUAUUCGAAAUGGCGGAAUUUGUACAGCGUCGCAAAGAGAAACUACUCCAUGAAGUUCCACUUCUGUACACUCAUUUUAAGAAACCUACUGUCAAGUAAAUAUUAACAUUUUAUACCAAUUCAGUAAUAUUUAUAUUGUUUUUAUUCAUAUUAUGGUUAUUGAAUUUAUAGACGCAUUUUAAAGUACCGAGAGAAAUUUGAAUAUCGAUUGAUGCGUCGUGAUAAAACACAGUCAGAUUUUACCAACUACAUAACAUUUAUGAAAUCAAUUAUCAAGAAAGUUGAAAAUGUAAAUAUAUAUCAUUUUUGUUAAUUUUGAUGUUAAAAAAAUAAUUGUUUGUAAUAGAUGGCGUUAUCAACUCCUGAAUCUCUGAAACUCAUUCAUCAACAAACAAUGCGAAUCAUAGAUCUAUAUCGUAUGGCUCUUAAAAAUUUUCAAGACGAUGUAUCCCUUUGGAAACAAUAUAUAAAAUUCUUGAUUAAAUAUGUAAGUAAAUUUACUUGUUUUUUGUGAUACAAAUUGAUAAUAUAAAGUUAGCAAGUAUAUUUUUUGUGUAUAAAUUUAGUUUUCGACCAAAGCUCAUUUUUAAAUUUUUUUUUUCAAAAUUUGUGUUUUUUAAUUCUUUAUCCAUUGGUUUAAUGGAAAAACUUUUCAUACUUACUUUUAUAGUUGUUGUAUAUAAACCUAACCUACCACCUAUAAUGCUUUUUCACUUUACCCUGUUACCUACCUGACGUGAUUUUGCACAACAAAUCGAGGGUUAUAGUUGAUUAAAAUUAUCUGAGUAAGCACAGCGAAACGCGGCGUGUUUUUAUAUUUAUAACUCUAAAACUUAGCCAGAUAAACUUAUUCUGAUUUCAAUAUAAAAAAAAACGUUAUCAAACUAAUAAUAACUUAAGAUUAUGGUAGUAAAAAAAAGGCCUUUUUUAACCAUAUUUUGGAUUAAAAAUGCUAUUUUUUAAGUUUUAUGUACAAUAAUUAUAAAAGUAAGUAUGAUAGGUAAAUUUUAUUUAUACCAAUAAAUUAAGCAUUAAAAAUGCACAAAAAAGUUCAAAAUGUUAAAUUCUGAUUAAGAAUUACACAAAACAUAAAUUCCAAACUUCAUAAAGUUUUCCCCUAUAACUUCCAAACAAAGUUUGUUUGAAUUUUUUUUUGUUUUAGAUUUUUAAUGUACAGGUAAAAACACAUUUUGAAAAAAAAAAUUUUGAAAAGCGUGUCUUUCCAAUUCAAAUUUUAUAAUAAUUAAUGGUUCUAUUAAGUUUUGAUAUUUUGUUAUCAGUGGUAAUUGCAAUAGUACAUUUUAGACUGACUCCACAGUCAUUCUAAAAUGUACUAUUGAUUAAAUUUAAAAAUUUAGUAAAACAUUAAUUUGUUUUGUAGAAAUGGCAGAGAAUUCUUGUCAUCUCACAAUUUAUAAAACUCCAUCUAUAGAUAAAUUUUUAAAAAGUUACCUUAAAUGAAAAUUGAAUUGUAAUUCUAUUAAAUUGAGUUAAAAUGAGGUGUCAUUGCAUUAUAUUACUACCUAAUACAGUUUGUGUCUUACUUAUUCCAAAGCAAAUAAAUAAUAUUUAAUAAAAAUCAUUUCUAUGCUCAAAUUGCAGUUAUAAAUGAUAUAUAGUAUAAACUGAUUUUUCCUUUUAAAAUGUAUUUAUUUGUGUGAUUUGUAGCUAAGAACAUUAUAUGAGUGACAUCCAUAAACAACAUAAUUUGUUUAAUUUUCAAAAAAAUUACAAGCAGAGCUUAGCCUUAAAAAAAAUAUAUGGGAAUGGAGGAACAUUAUGUUAAGACACCUUAAAUUUGACACUGAAUAGUGGGAUAUCUGCAGAACUGUUCAAGGAUUUAUGUAAAAAUGAUAUAUUACUGCUGUUCUUCUAUUAACCAGAAAUAUAAGUUUUCGUUUGUUGAACACAAGGGAAUGCUGCAUGGCUAAUCGUUAAAACAUAGACUGCAAAUUACAAGACUUGUUUUUGAACACUACAGCUAGAAGCUGUGUAAGGGUCCCAUAACACACGUAUUCAUAUUCUACAAGAAACCGAACUAAAGAACAAUAUAUAGUAACUUAAUAGAAGAUUAAAUUUUAAAUUCAGAGUCUAUUUGAUUGAAAAAUCCUAGCACUUUGAUAGUUCUACAAGAGAAUAAUUCAAUGUGGGAGUGAAAAUCAAGUGCAGGAGUGUAUAAACACUGUCCAAGUCUUUCACACUCCUAGUCAAUACAAGGGUAGAAUCAUAAAUAUUGUAUGAAAAUGGAUUAUAAAAACAAACUGACAUAUUUUUCCCAAUGAAUCAGUGCUAACAAAAACGAUUAUGAGCGCAGUUCAGUUGUACAUGCUUUGAAGCGCCAUUAUAUUUACGAUUUGAAAACAAUACAUUACAUACAUUUUCUCGUUUUCCCUAAGUUUUUUCCCAUUUAUUAUGAAACCCCCUAGAAAAAUCAAAAAAUAACCUACAUUAAGUACCACCUCAGUUAAAUUUAAUUUCAGAAAAGUUUAGCACCUUUGACAUGAAAAGGUUGUCCCUUUCCUGACAUACUUGAAAAUUUGAGCUAAAUUUCUUGUAGAAAAAUUAUCAUUGUAAAACCAAUAAAUUAAUAAAUAACUAUUAAAAACAUUAACUAUUACAUUUCUAUGCAGUUAUUCUAACUCACACAUUAAAUAAUAUUAAACAGAUAUUAAUUUUUUUUUUUUUAGAAACGGAUUAAUACAUUACAAAAAGUAAUAGAUAGUGCAUUGUUACUUCAUGGUCAAAUUUCCGAUGAACUAUAUGUUUUUGCUCUAAAAUUAGAGUUUAUUAAUUUGAAAAAUAUCCAAAAAACAAGACAAUUGUAUACCGUGGGACUACGUAUACAUAAAAACUCAGCAGCUUUGCAUUUUGAAGCCUUUAAAUGUGAACUUGCUUCCUCAAAUAAACUUCUCCUACAAAAUUCUCAGGUUAAUUUAGGUAAUACCAUUAAAUAAUAUAUAAAUUAAUAACUACCUACUGUUAAGUUUUCUAAUCUUAUACCAUUUUUUUUUUUCAUUCUAGAAAAUGAAGUGAUUAAAAAUGAUCCUGUGUUAAAUGGAUCCAUUGCAAAAGUAAUUUUUGAAUCUGCUGUAGAAAAUGUAAAGAAUGAUAGUGAUGUUUUCUUUAAAAUGUAUCAAGAAACUAUUAAAUAUGAUUUUGCUCUGGAUUUAUCAAAUGAAAUUAAAAGGUAAUUUCUUAAAACUAUUAUUCAUUAUAUUUUAGCAAUUAAUGUAUCCCUAUAAAAAUCUAUGUGUAUUAUUAAACAUGUAACAAUCUCUACCGGUACAAAUAUUUGGCAUUUUAGGAGUAAUUCACAUAACUUUUUUUAAAUAAAAGUUUUUAACAUGUAUAUUAACUAAAAUACAAAAAAAAAAAAUUAAAUUUUGUUAUUCUCAUAUAUUAUAUUGUAUAUUUAUACAAUGAAUUAUUCAAUUAGUGUUGCUUGCAGUUAUGUAUACUGUCUAUGACCCUUCACUACAGUUCAUGUCACAAUAUAUCUCAUUAUUUGUUAAUGUUAUGCUUAUCUCUAUAAUAAAUUUGAUUCUAUUUGUUUGUUACAUUUCUUUCAACAACAUUAUUAGAACUAUCACUAUUAUAGAAUAUCAGAGUAAUUUAUAUUUUGACAAAAUAGUGUGCUAAUAUCUUAAUUUUAUUAUUGUAGAGCAAUUUUGAUAUUUUUAAACUAUGAGAUGAUACCCUCCUCUCACAACAGUGGUAAAUGUUCAAAUAUCCCUCAUCACAGGUCUACAUUCUACAGUUUAUGUUACAACACAUAGUGCACGGUUAUUUUUAUGUCUAAAAUGUGUUCACUUAAUUUAUUAUUAAUUAUAUAUUAAACCAGUUGAAUGACUUACUAAUAAUAUAAUAUUUUUUAGAUUUGGAGUGUAGUGAGGGAUCUAUUAGUUUUACAAUCUGUUGGUUUUUUUUUUUUUUAUAUUUUAACUGUUUUUUGAAUAAGAAUGUUGCUCUGUAUUUUGUCUAGUUAGUGUAUUAAAGAGGUGAUUUUUUUGAAUUUCUAAUGAGUUUUUUUAUUGGGAUUCAACUCAAUAGGUUGGAUAAACAGAAAAAAAAUUAAAGGUAAAAUGACAAAUAUUUAUGGCACGCAAGGCAUUACCAUUACCAAUUGAUUUCAUGUUUUCAAUUUUUGCAAACAGUUUUCUAUUAAAAAUAUUGUUCCAAUAGAAAAACAAAAAGACAAUUUUUUUUUGUUGUAUUUUAGGUUUAUUGGUGAGUAAGAAGGUCGUUUGAUAAUCCUAUAGUUUUUUUAAUAAUUGAGCAAAUAAUACGCAGAAAGAACAAACAAAUUUACAAAAAUAAUGCUAUUAUUAUUUUAAAUUUUGGUUUUUUGUUGCAAUUCCGUUUAUCAUAUUUGCUGUUUCGAGACUUAAUACAAUUUUCAAAACAUUUGGACCAUUUUUGAGUUAUUUAUAGAUAUUUUAACUUCGUGAGUUUUUUUAAUUUUAAUUUUGUAGGUAUUCUGUGAAGACAAUUUUUAGACUAAACAAAAAUGCUUUAGGUUCAUUAUAACGCAAACUUGGUGGUAAAAAAAAAAAAUUGAGUUCAAUGUAAUAAUUUUUUUUUCUUUUAAGAGUUAAUAUCAAAUUUUGAUGAAAAUAAUAACAUAAAGGCUUCAAUAUUACGGGCUAUUAUACAUGUAUAUAAUCAGUGGUAUAUCGAUAGGGUGGGAUUACGGGCAAAAGGCCACAGGCCCUUGACCCUAGAAAGCCUAUAUAGGAAUGGAGGAAUCCAAAAAACAAAUCAUUAAUAUUACAAAAAUUGAAAAUUGAAAAAUAAUAUUAUUAUAAUAUUAAAAAUAAAAGUGAAAUUUUAAAACUUAGUUCAAUAAGAGAUCUUGCUCAGCUUUUAAUGGUAAAACACCAUUCUCUAACAGUAAGUUUCCCAGAAGUAUACACUGCUCUUUUAUUAUUUUUGACAAUUCCUGUAACAUCUGCAAGUAUAGAACGAUCGUUUUCCAAACUAAAACUGAUUAGACUCUUUAAGAUGUACAAUGACCCAAGAUUGUUUAAGUAGCCUAGCAUUACUUUCUAUCGAACAAAGAACAGCUCUAAAGGUUAACUUCGAGGAUUUAAUUAAUAAGUUUUCUGAAAAGUUGUCCACAGGAAAAGAGAAGGCCAUAAUAUUUUUAACUAAUACCUAUAUUUCUUACAUUUUACUUUUUUUUUCACAUUUGUUGAGAAAAUCAAAAAGUGACCUCUCAAACGUACAUUCCCACACCAAUUUCCAUUCAGAAAAUGCGCUUUACUUUAAAAUCGGAGCAAAAUCUCUAGUAGAAAAGUUGUUCACAAAAAAAAAAUAUAAAUAAACAUCUUUGUAAAAGCAUAAGGCUCCACUUAGAAUCUAAAAUUAUACAAAUAUUUACAUUAUACUAAGUUUUACACAGAAAUAAUUUAUUUUAAUAGGAGAGAUUAUUUAAAAUGAGUUAUUAUUAGACAUAGAUAUGUUAAGAAAUAUAAAUUAUUUGGUUAUUAUUUAUUAUCUAAAUUGUAUUGAUAUAAGAUAUUAUUUUUAAAAUCGAUUUGUCCAUUUAAAAUUAAUAUUAUUUUUCUUUAUUUCAUUGUGUAUAUGUAAUUCUUCUAAAUCUGAAAUGUUAAUUUAAUGUAUAUUUUAUUUUGGGUAUUUAAUAUUUCUAAGUCUGUAUAAAACUUAUAUAAUGGUUAUUUUCUAAAAAAUGUUUAGUAAAAUUUGAAUUAGCUGCCCCUAAUCUUUUUAAAUUUUAUUUCAGAAAUGUGUUCUUUAUAUCUUAUUUUAAAAUGUAUUUGCGUAACCUAUAUAAAAUGUAUUACAAUUACAUUUAAGUUUAUAUAUACCAGCAUUUCCAAAAGAAGGAGGAUUAAAAUUUAUUAUAGUUACAUUUAAGUUUAUAUAAUAUAAUAUUAGAGAUUGUUUCAAGUAUGCUUUGCCUUAACAGCUUGGUGUUCAGUUUUAUUUGCAAAGCUGAGAUGUUUUGAGAAUGUGAUUUUGUUAAUAUAUAACUAAUAAUAUACCUAUUUAUGUACAAUACUUAAUAUAUAUUAUUAUUUUACAGUUUUAUGUUAACUGCAUUCAGUAAGGAUCCAAACUAUUGGGAUACUUUAGCUAAAAAUGAGUUGACAUAUCAGUCCAUGAAAUCAGAAAAAUUUAAGAUAAGGUAUACAAAUAAUAAUAAAUUAUUAAUUUUCAAUUUUAAUUUUAAUUUAAAUUUAUUUUCCAGAAACUGUCUUUCUAAAUAUGAUGAAGCAUUAACAAUACUUGAUACAGAGGAAAUGUGGGACAAGUAUCUGUCUAUAAUAUUACAAAUAUCAGAUGAUACGCCGAAAACUGAAAUGUAUAAAAGAAAUUUACUCAGAGACUCUAUGAUAAAUGCUCAUAAAAAAAAAAAAAUGAAACCUAUACAUUAUGUUAAAUGGGUAAGAAAUGUUUUAGUUAUUUUCAACAUUAUUGUGUGAUAGUUAUAUUUAUUUGUUUUUAUUAGUUUAAUAAAUCAUCACGCAUGCUAACUGAGGAAAUUUUGCAAUUGGCUUUACAAACAUAUCCAAAUGAUCCGAAUAUUUUAGAAAUUAAAAUAAACAGUUUGAUUGAAAUUGAUAAAGAAUCAGCUUAUGAGUUUUUUAAACAAAACAUGAAUCACGUUUCUCCCAGUGUUUGGCUUGUUAUGGUUAAAAAUUUAUCAAAUGAACCACAAAUAGAAGAAAUUUUUAAUAUAGUAUUUGGAGAUAAAUCCAAUUGUCCAAAUGAAGUUAGACAACAACUAGGAAAUGAAUAUUUGUGCUGGUUAAACAAAAAUAAAUCUUUGAAUGAUGCCAGGGUUGUAUACAAUAAAUUGAUAUUAAAUAGCUACUGUGAUCCAAGUUUAUGCAAAACUAUGAUAACUAUUGAAACUGAACAAGAGGAAAUCGACAUUGCCAAAAUCAGACAACAUUUUACCUUGGCGUGUAUGCAAUUCGGUAAAACCAAUAUUGGUUAGUAUUACUUUAUUUGUAUUAUUUUAUAAUCAAUUAUUAACUUUAAAAAUAAUUAUUGUUUAUUACAGACUUGUGGAUGGAUCGAAUAUAUUUUGAGCACAAGCAUGGAUCGCCAAAAUUUGUGUCUAGUACAUAUCAUCAAGCAUUGACAACAUUGAAUAAUGAAGAGUCUGAUAGGUUUGUUGAGGAAUAUACAUUAAAGGUUGCUAAAUUCAAUAAACUUUGAACUAUAUAAUAAUUUUUUAAUUAAACAAUGUUACUUUUCUUUCACAAAAUGUGUUAUUUUUAUUUUAACAAUCGUUUAUAAGAAAUGUUCUUAUGUCUUGAUUUGGG
Molecule: messenger RNA, 7615 nt
Organism: Cinara cedri
Lineage: Eukaryota; Metazoa; Arthropoda; Insecta; Hemiptera; Aphididae
Source: the annotation of a GenBank genome assembly